This is a messenger RNA of Alternaria alternata, 833 nucleotides long. RefSeq lists its product as hypothetical. The coding region runs from base 335 to 751 and encodes 138 amino acids. NCBI's taxonomy places the organism in Eukaryota, Fungi, Ascomycota, Dothideomycetes, Pleosporales, Pleosporaceae. The transcript is spliced from 2 exons. The record is from RefSeq and is a predicted model, not a curated record.
CCGACAACUCGGUAUACACUGUUACUCAACACGCCUAUCCGUAGAUGGUUUGGAAGAACUUCUUCAAUCGAGUCCUCAUCUUGAAGGUCUCGGCGUGGACUUCUGUGAAGUACGCUUAGGUGAGGUAGAACACGCCAUCUCAAACUUCAAGCUAGCACAAAUACAUGGAGAAGCUCACGCAGCAUCUGAACUGGAGACAUACUUGACUGUCAUCUCAGCCCACCCCACACUGAAAUGCGUUCGCAUCUAUACCCCUCCUGUUAUAGAACUCUACGACGAGUGACGCCACGCGCCCGGUACCGGACACCAACUGGCCGACGAGUGCGUCGAGGUAAUGCGGACUAUUAUGCAGCACUUCGCUACAGAGACACUGUCCUAUAUGAGCGCCUUGGGCUCGAAAGUAAAAUUCUGGGGUAUGAUGCCGAAUGCCAUGGAUGAGAAUGAGAAUGAGUCAAGUGUGGACGCGAACGGGCACCAAUGGCCGAGGUACUACUAUGUGCGCAGGCGAGUCAGUAUCGAUGAAAUGUUAGAAGGCGAGGAGAUCACAAAAGUAGUUGCCGCGCCGACGACGCAAGAUGAUGGUCUCAUGGAGGAUACCGUGUUUACGCAGGUGUUCGAUACCACUUGGAGCAGUGCCUGCGGGCAGGAACGCCGGUUCUUAGGUCACACGCGGAGCAAAGAACCACCCCCUACAAGAUACGAUGGUGAGGAGCAAACGUCGGCUGCUAGAGGUCGUACGCAGCGAACAUAACAUCAGUAGUAAACGCCUAUUGAUAUGAUGAACGUGCUGGUGAUAAGACGCAGGCACAACGCUGUUGACCUACACUGUAUCG